Molecule: messenger RNA, 1369 nt
Organism: Cucumis melo (muskmelon)
Lineage: Eukaryota; Viridiplantae; Streptophyta; Magnoliopsida; Cucurbitales; Cucurbitaceae
Product: fatty acyl-CoA reductase 3-like
Exons: 8
Coding region: 127-1275 (382 amino acids)
Biological process (GO): long-chain fatty-acyl-CoA metabolic process; suberin biosynthetic process
Cellular component (GO): intracellular membrane-bounded organelle
Molecular function (GO): alcohol-forming very long-chain fatty acyl-CoA reductase (NADP+) activity
Source: RefSeq, a predicted model, not a curated record
UUUAGAGUGUUGAAGGAAAAAUGGAAUGGAAAUAUCGAUGAUUUAAUUUCAGAGAAGAUUUGUUUAGUGAUCGGUGAUAUCACAAACUCAAAUCUAGGGUUGAAAGAUUCAUAUUUGUUGAAAGAGAUGAAGAAUCAAAUACAAAUUAUUGUUAAUUUAGCUGCAACUACAAAAUUCGAUGAAAGAUAUGAUGUAGCUUUUGGAACCAACACAUUGGGAGCUAAACAUGUACUAAACUUUGCAAAACAAUGUUCUAGUUUGGAAGUUGUGGUUCAUGUAUCCACUGCUUAUGUUUCAGGGGAAAAGGAAGGCAUUAUACAAGAAAUCCCAUAUCAAAUGGGUGAAUCUCUUAAUGGCACUAUUGGACUCAAUAUUGAGGAAGAACAAAAGCUUGUGGAAGAGACACUAAACAAACUCACAAGCAAAGGAGCUACUCAAGAAACUAUAACCCUAACCAUGAAACAACUAGGCCUCCAAAGGGCUAAGUUGUACGGAUGGCCAAAUACAUACGUAUUUACAAAGGCAAUGGGAGAGAUGAUUAUUAGUGAGUUAAAAGAUAAUAUACCAAUGGUUAUCAUACGACCCACCAUUGUAACAAGUACUUACAAACAACCUUUUCCAGGUUGGAUUGAAGGGAUGAGGACGAUCGACAGUGUCAUUGUUGGUUAUGGUAAAGGAAAACUAACAUUCCUUCCUAUUGAUAUCCAUUCAAUCUUCGAUUUGAUUCCAGCAGAUAUGGUAGUAAAUACAAUAAUCAUGACAAUAACGAUUCACGCACGUGAAGGAAAGCCAUGUCAUGUGAUCUAUCACGUUGGUUCUUCUAGGAGAAAUUGUAUGAAAUAUGGGGAUUUAAAGCACUUUAUGGAAGAGUACUUUGUUGAGAAGCCAUGGAGAAGUAGAGAUGGAAAAGCCAUUAAAGUUGGGAAACCCAAAACCUUCAACAACAUGGUUAGCUUUCGUAGAUAUAUGGUCAUUCGCUAUUCCUUACUUUUGAAGGGAAUGAAAGUGGGCAAUACCAUGCUAUGCCACUGGUUUCAAGAAAAAUAUGAUCGACAUAAGAAAAAAUACGACUUGGUGAUGCGUCUAGUCCAACUUUAUCAACCAUAUCUCUUCUUCAAAGCCACUUUUGAUGAUACAAAUACAGAAAGACUGAGAAGUACAACAAGAAAUUCAGACCUUGAAGAAACAUUUUACUUUGAUCCUACAGUUAUCAAUUGGAAAGACUACUUUUUCAACAUCCACAUUCCUGGCUUGGCUAAGUAUGCCAUCAAAUAAUUUGAAUCCCCAAACUCAGAACCUCAUAUAUGAACAACACAUAAAUUACUACAAGAUACCAACUUAUACCUUAAACUUUUGAGUUAUCCAUCUU